AUGUUUUCGCCCGCUAUAUUUAAUGCAGUGUUAUUUAGUGUUAUAGUGUUCCAUAUAGCCCAAGUACGAUCUGGUUUAUCAGCCGAAGAAGUACCCGGAAAUCCAAGGGCAGCCCAACUUCUUCCCACCGCCUGUCGCAAUGGGUUAAAUGGCAGUGCCGCUGGUCCGGAAAUCCAUCUUCCAUUUGUGGAUAUGAUGGUGCGCCACGAAAUGCCACUCUUUGUACUCCGCGAACCGGAAGAGGAUUUACUGCUGCUGCUCCAUGGACCCGAGAUUUUCCAACUGCACGUGGCCACCGGCGAGCGACGUCUGGUGCCCCUUGGCAGUUUGGCGGGUCAGGUGAAGGAUCGCAGGGCGCUCGGUGCAGAAAUCGUGGCCUGGCGGCAGUUUCUGCUCCUUUCCAUCGUCCUGGAGGAUUCGCUGGAGGUGUACCAACUGCCCAAGGACCUGCUGCUCUCCGAAGAUCCCGCCACGCAACUGAGUUUCGAGCCCCUGCAGGAGUUCUCGCUGCCAGGAGGAUUCCUUCAGCUCCACCUACUGAAACCCAGCGCCGAACAGGUGCUCCUGCUGGUGGCCUCCAAUCAUACCAGGUCGCACAGCAAGUGCAGAACAUUUGAGUGGCUGGACACUUACUUUAAUCCCCUCGAGGAGAUCACUUUACCCGCCAUUCGCGCUCUCCAAGUGGUCGGUCGUCAGCAGCUGUACAUUAUUUUUGGGCGAUCUUUAAGGGGCUCUCAAUCGAAGAUGGUGCUCACUGUCUACGAACUGGAUAGGAGCACCCGCACUUUGCAACAUCGCCAGGCCCUGACGGUUCAGGCCCAAAGUGUCCAGGCUGCUAGAUUCCGUGGCCGGAACUGCCUGAUCGCCUGCAGUUCCUCAUCAUCCGCCAACUGCAUUUUCUUCCGCAUGGUGGAUGGUCAAUUUGUGGUCUAUCGAAAGCAUGCUCGCAGGGAUCUGAGUUUCCAUCGGUUGAGUGCCACCAAAAGGGGUGAGCUCCUAAUUGGAGCCCGUUCCAAUGGCGAGGUGAUCGUCUUCGGCUCAACCCGUCUGGAUUGCUUUAGUGGAUUUCAGGUGGUUGGAGAAUCGGAACCGAGUGGCCUUCUAACCCAUCGAAACGCGAGAAACGAAAGCUUUCUGCUGUUGGCCUAUCGAGGAGCCACCAGCGAUCUUAUUCGAACAGUACAGCUGGGUAAAUUGGAGGAAACCUCCAAUCAAGUGGGCGCUGCUCCGGAAGAAGAUCUUAGUGUGGUCCAAUUGCAUCGUCACGAAUUCGAAGAGUCCAUCAAUGCCUUACGUGGGCUGCUCCUGCGCCGUCGUUCCCCGCUGGAAACCCUGAGAAACCUGAUCAACUCCUUGAAGCUGAGAUCUGUUAUUCACCUGGAGAAACCACUGCAUCUCCAUGAAAAAGGACACAUUGAACGGCUCCAGCUGGUGGACGAUCAGCUGCGCACUCCCACUCAAUUGAAGCAGCGUCUGGAGGAGCUUCGUCAGCGAUAUGAAUCCAGGAGAACCACAAGAUCUUUUGGGACAGCCAAUGAAAAUGAUGCCGGAGAUAAACUCAAAGUGCGACGAUUGCGAGUGGGUAACCUCAUCUACCAGGGACAGUUGAUGCCAGAUCACAUCCUGGAUACUUCUGAGCCACCUUUGCUGACCAUCAGAAACAGUCGACUGCUGACCAAAACACUAAAAACGAAGCAACUAUUGACCCCGCAGGAUUACCACAACUCCAGUGCAUCCCCGAUUCCUAAACAGCCCACUACUAAUCGCAGUGAAUGUGUAGUGCGUCACCUGAAUAUCGAACAGAUCAAUGGAGUGAUUUGGAAUGACUUUUUGGACUCCCUCUUCCUGCGCAGCCGCGACACUCGGUUAAGUGGAAAACUGGUGAUGCAAUCGAGAACCCGGGUGAACAGUCUAAAGACGACUCUGCUCAACGGACUGGUGGUGGAUCGUCUCUUUAACCUGCGACGUGCUCAGGUGAUCAGUUCGGAUAUCUAUAUGUCUGCCUUUUUUGCCCCUCGUCUUGAGGCUCGGCGGGUGAAUGGCUUGGAUUUUGCUCAGGAUGUCCUCUAUCGCGGUGGCAAUGCUAGCUGGGUGAAGACUCCUGUUCGCAUCAAUCAGAUGAGUGUUUCGGGUGACAUUGUGGUGGCCAAUCAGGGUAAAUUCAAGAAACAGUCUAGACAACCCGAAGAAUCAGAGGAGCAACGUCUGCAGCAGUACUACACGGGCAGGGUUACGAUCCGUGGCUCACUGACGGUCAGAAAUGUUCAGAGGGAUACGGCGAACUCACUCGUAGUGCUGGGCAACCAAUCUCUGGCCAAGAAUGAUCUACAUUCCAAGUACCUCCUCAACCAGACGCAACAGAACCUCUCCAAUUUGACCUUUGGAGAUGCCAGAGUCAGUGCUCCUUCACUGACCACCAACUUCAUUGAAGGACAUCCCGUAAGGGAUCACCUGCUCAGCGGUGGACAGCAAAACAUUCACACCCAUCCAAAUCGCACUCUACACAUCAUUUUCAUGAAUGCCACCGUACAGGGUGAUAUUAUUUGCAGGGACUACGUCUCCCGGUUGGCGGAGAUCGCCAAGGAUGCAGUGCGUCAUGGACAGGAGGCCAAUAUCACGGGUCACAAGCGCUUCCAGGCACCUCUAACCGUUCAAAGCAUUCGAACCGAUCAAAUAAAUGGGUUACCCAUAACCCAACUGGUACUCAAAUCGAACAUCACCCAGAAUUUCAAGGGAACGAAGAGCUUUGCCCGCUUGGUGGUGACGGAAGAUCUAAAGGUUCGGAAGCACUUGAAUGUGAGUCGUCUUAAUGGAUUGCCACUGCAACAGCUUCUUGGUCAUGAUGUUAGCCUGCAGCGUCUCGAACUGACGGAAAUGCCACAUCUGGAGAACCUCCACUUCCGGCGACUCAAUGGAUUGCCCUUCGAUGAACUGCUGUCCACGAUCUCCGAGGGAAAUGACCAGCCGCUACUGCUCCACAAGCAACUGCUUAUCGAGGGAAAUGUGCGAUUUGAAAAGGCUCUGCAGCUGCAGGACAUCAAUGGAAUCCACUGGGAGGAUUACCUGAGUCGCCUGGUAAGACCCGAUGCGAAUGCUGAGCUGCGGGGAAGGAAGACCUUCCUGGCGGAUGUCCAACUGAACGAUGCUCUUCAUACUCCCCACAUAAAUAAUCUGGAUCUCAGCUCCCUGCUAGAUAAUACCCUGCUACGAAUGACACCCCAGCAAAUUAGUGGAGUCUACAGCUUCGAGCGAAUGAUGGCCACCAAUGUGGAUGUGAGCCGAAUAAAUGGGGUACCAAAGGAAGAGUUUAUAGACACACGGAAGGAUUUGGAACUGAAGGGGGAUCUCUACCUGAAGCAGCUCAACAUCAGUGGCAGCCUAAAAGGCACCUUUGCCAAGGACCCAGGACUAAGUGAUCUUAAGGAAAGAGUAAAGCGAGUGCAGCAACUUCCCUGGCGGAAUCUAAUAGUCACCGUCGAUGCUCUGUGGGAUGAAGGUGCAGGCCAAUCCCAAUCACCACUGGAUUAUCUCCGCCAGCAUGCCGUAAGAAAGGUGGGAAAUCAGACGAUUACAGGACAUGUGCUCCUAAAAGAACCCCAUUUCAAGAACCUCCAAAGCGAGCAGUCCCUGCCCAUCGAACUCAACCUUACUUACUUGGCCGAAGAUGCCCUACUGCGACGGAGUGCCACCAACGAAAGCCAGGUGAUCCUGGCUCCCCAGAAGCUGCUGGGAUUAGUUAGGGCCGGAAGCCUGCAUCUCGAAAAGGAUGCACACUUUGGGCUGGUGAACGGAAUCGAUAUUGAACGACUCAAUGCCUCACUGUACCGCCUCUCCAGUGGAGAAGCCAUUGCAGCGGAUCUUCACUUCCUGCAGUCGCCCCGGAUUGGUAAACUUCAACUGGAGGUUCCGGAAGUGAAUGGGCAUCCAAUUGAGAGCAUUUACCAGCAGGGCAAAGGGCAAUCCUGGCCAGCUGUGAGGUUCAAACAACUGGUCGUUGAAAAGGAUCUCAACCUGGGAAGUGUAAACGAGAUGAGUCUGGACUACUUCCUGCAGCACCGCAUAACCUUGAGAGGACCUGCUUUGGAGGUAUUUGGAUCCCUGAGCUUCGAACAUCUCCAGUUGGACGGUCGACCGCUCCUUCGUUCCAUCAAUGGCAUUCCGUUGGACAAUGUGGUGUUUCGACACAGCAAUCAGGCGCAGAGCAUCACGGGUGUGAAGACCUUUCAUGGAGGUGUGCACUUCACAGGACCCGGACAUGUGAUGAAUCUAAAUGGUCGGGAUCUUAGCGACAGCUUUAGGGGCAGCAUCUUCCGCAACAGAGACUACAAUAUCGAUAGUUUGGUUCUUGACAGAGCCAGCUUCCCAGGAGGUCUUGUUUUGGCGGGAAGUCAGAGUCCCAGUCGAAUGCGAACGAUGGAGGUCCCUCAAGAAAAUCAGUUGGAGGAAUUGCAGGAGCUUUUAACAUUGGGUAAUCAAAGCUCUUACAAGAGACUUCUUUACCUCGACCAUGAUCUUGAAACUCUGGAAUCUACUUGGGUGAAACCGCCGCUAAGGGGAUCUCCCGAGGAUCCCGAGGCUAACCUUCCCCUAGGCGACGCUGCUCCCUGUCAGCGUCGCAGUUUGCAGGCUCAUCUUCGGAUCUCCCAGCGCCUUGUGCUCCUCGCCAAUGUCAGUGUGUCCAGCCAACUAAUGCGACUCAAUUCCGGCAAUGUCCGUGUCAAAGUGCAGAACCACUGUCACCUUCCAGCCAGGAAAUUGCGCAGUAGGAUUAGCCUUAGUUGCCGCAACGAAUCGCAUGUGCUCGCAAUGCGUCAACCUGUGGAGGCAAUGGAACUAAUAACCCGGGAAGGGGAGGAGAUCCUACUUUUGGGCACCGAGGAGGAGGUUCGUGUCUUGCGGCUGAAGGGGAGUAACUGCAGUCUCAUCGACUGGCAAUCCAUCCUCCCAGCGGAUGGUCGUCUAAUGAAGGUGAUCCAAAUGGAGAUUGAACCUAACGAGGAUCUACUACUCACCAGUGGUUUGAGCAAUCAUCGUCCUGUGCUGGCCAUUCAUGUGAGGGAUCUCGCGAGUCAGAACUUCAAAUUGAUCCAGUUGAUACCGGGCUCUUACGAUUUGGCCGAGAUGCAGGGAAAUCAAUUGCUAGCCAGCUGCCUGGGUUGCCGACACGUAGCCAUCUUUAAACGAAACCAAACCCUCUUCGAAGCCAUCCAGCAAUUGAGUUUCCAGGAGCGCAUCCAUCAGCUAACCCCGUUUAAUGUGGGAGAAGAGCAAUAUCUUCUGGUGAUAACGCAACCCGAGGAGGAUCACUUUUACCUCUUCGUCUACAAUCAAGUGGGCGGUUGGCAGCAACGCACAUUUGGCUCUAAAAAUCAAUACCAGUGGGCGUGGCCAUUGGUGAAAUCUGGUCAAAAACUGGAGGCGGUAGAGAGCCCAAUUAUGCUGCUCUGCGGAAGGGAAAAGAAAUGCAGUCUAGUGAAAGCCCUACUUGGCUAAAAUC
Molecule: messenger RNA, 5497 nt
Organism: Drosophila takahashii
Lineage: Eukaryota; Metazoa; Arthropoda; Insecta; Diptera; Drosophilidae
Gene: fs(1)M3
Product: female sterile (1) M3
Cellular component (GO): cell surface
Molecular function (GO): heparin binding
Source: RefSeq, a predicted model, not a curated record